Messenger RNA from Tribolium madens (black flour beetle), 1798 nucleotides. Its product is annotated as zinc finger protein 808-like. Gene Ontology annotation, biological process: cell fate commitment; regulation of transcription by RNA polymerase II. Lineage: Eukaryota; Metazoa; Arthropoda; Insecta; Coleoptera; Tenebrionidae. The record is from RefSeq and is a predicted model, not a curated record. Bases 92 to 1606 code for a protein of 504 amino acids. Gene Ontology annotation, molecular function: DNA-binding transcription factor activity; histone deacetylase binding; zinc ion binding. Gene Ontology annotation, cellular component: nucleus; cytoplasm. The transcript is spliced from 3 exons.
GGCGUCGUCAGCUGUCAUUUAAAAAUUGACAUUUAUGUAAAUAAUUAUCAAUAAACCCGAAAUAAAUGUAAAACCGGGUCAAAAUUGAGUCAUGUCGGGUUACAAACGCGUCAAUUUCUACGAAUUGUGUAGACUAUGCGCGACAAACCAACAAAAAGACAAAACUCACAUAUUUCAAGAAGAGGGUCGUAAAAUCCAAUUACAAAACAAAAUCCAAAGUUGUCUAUCCUUAACCGUCUGCGAGAAUGACUUUUUACCGAAAGUUGUGUGUUCAAAAUGUCUUCGAACAUUGGAAGUUUGCUACUCGUUUCGUCAAGAAUGCGUCAGUUCCGAGAGCAUGCUUUCUAGUUAUUUCAAAAAUUUCAGGUAUACGGAGGAUUUUAAAAAGUCGGGCAAGGUGUACAUCAAAGAUACAGCGACGAAAUGUACAGCGCCCCCACAACCUGAACCGACGACCUCAACGGCAGUUAACACUUUUACUGAAGUGAAACCAGUCGAGCAUGUGCCCUUUUACACCCUUCAAUUACCAGCAAUUGUCACAAAUCAACCCAUUGAUAAUAAAGUCGUCAAAGCGGAAAAAAUUGCCCAAAAUCCGGUUCAGGGACAAGUCGGUUAUAACCUCAACACCAUCAGUUUGGGGGCUAUCAAGACAGUACCGAAAAAUGAAGGUUUGAGUAACGUAGUAGUGAACGCGAAUGGAGAGGUUUUGAAUAUAGCACAAUUGGUUGAUUUUGAGUCGUUGAUAAAUCAAGCCAACUUGCAGAAAAAAAACUGUAUUAAAGCCGGGAAAAAGGAAAAAGAGGAACCGAUUAUCAAAAUUGAUCUCACAAAUAACGAAGUUGAAAGUAAUUAUGACACUGGACAAAAAUACGAUAAACAACAAAUAAAAAACAACCAAAAUAAAUUCGCUUAUGCAAUCAAAGUCGAGGAUAAGUUGAAUCCUUCAGUCAUUUUCAACAAUUUGCCUGAAUUCAAUCAAAACACUUUUAACGGUUAUAGUAAUAAUUUGUAUACACCUAGUCUAAGUAAUAACAUAGUGACUACACCUAACGUCAUUUGUAAUUCAGCACUAGAGCCAUCUACUGUUAAUUUAAACGUAUUAAGCCAGGACUUGAAUCAGUCACAGAACUACCCGCGUAACAAUUUUCCGGUUACGAACAACCAGCCAUCAAAAGUGAUAACACCCGAGGAAAUCCCCCAAUCGACUCAGGUAAACAACCAAAUAAUCAAAUCGCACGUUUGUGAGAUUUGUCAGAAGAGUUUCAAACGGCGCGAACAUCUCUACCAACACGUCAAACUUCACACCGGUUUUCGGCCCUACACUUGCGAGAAUUGCAAUAAGAGUUUUAUGCGAAAGGAGCAUCUUUUGAGACACAUGACGUCGCAUAGUGGUCAGAAAAACUUCACUUGUAAUAUAUGCGAUAAGAGUUUUUCGCGUAAUGAUAAUUUGUUGAAACAUAAGAAAACGCAUGAUAAACAAGCGAGUUACACGUGCGAUAUUUGUCAGAAACAGUUCGUGAUGAAGCAUUAUUAUCUGGCGCAUAAAUUGACGCAUGAUAGUGAUAGGUGUAGUUUGGCGAAUGUUUGGAAUGUGUUAAAGACGUAGGACGUGUUUGCGAGCUUUAAUUAUUGUAUAAUCUCAUGGUACAAACUUAGUAUUUUAUUUAUUUAUUUUAUUUAUUAGAUGCGUAACGACCAAUGACAUUACAGAAGCUAGUCCUUUUAUUAUUUAUUCGUAUCGUAAGGUUCUCUUUUUGUAAAUAUGAUGUGUUUGAGUUUAAUAAAUUAGACUGAAAAA